Komagataella phaffii GS115 is the source of this 1740-nucleotide messenger RNA. Its product is annotated as Alpha-1,2-mannosyltransferase. Gene Ontology annotation, molecular function: alpha-1,2-mannosyltransferase activity. Gene Ontology annotation, biological process: mannan biosynthetic process. The transcript has a single exon. NCBI's taxonomy places the organism in Eukaryota, Fungi, Ascomycota, Pichiomycetes, Pichiales, Pichiaceae. The record is from RefSeq and is a predicted model, not a curated record. Bases 1 to 1740 code for a protein of 579 amino acids. Gene Ontology annotation, cellular component: Golgi apparatus.
AUGUUUAAUAGCUUGGCACCCAUGAGGUUGAAGAAACUACUUAAGGUGUUUUGUGCCUCAGUAGUGCUGUUAGCGGCGACAUCUGUGGUGUUAUUUUUCCACUUUGGAGGUCAGAUCAUAAUCCCCAUACCGGAACGCACUGUGACCUUAAGUACUCCUCCCGCAAACGAUACUUGGCAGUUUCAACAGUUCUUCAACGGCUAUUUAGACGCCCUGUUAGAGAAUAACCUGUCGUAUCCGAUACCAGAAAGGUGGAAUCAUGAAGUUACAAAUGUAAGAUUCUUCAAUCGCAUAGGUGAAUUGCUCUCGGAGAGUAGGCUACAGGAGCUGAUUCAUUUUAGUCCUGAGUUCAUAGAGGAUACCAGUGACAAAUUCGACAAUAUUGUUGAACAAAUUCCAGCAAAAUGGCCUUACGAAAACAUGUACAGAGGAGAUGGAUACGUUAUUGUUGGUGGUGGCAGACACACCUUUUUGGCACUGCUGAAUAUCAACGCUUUGAGAAGAGCAGGCAAUAAACUGCCAGUUGAGGUCGUGUUGCCAACUUACGACGACUAUGAGGAAGAUUUCUGUGAAAAUCAUUUUCCACUUUUGAAUGCAAGAUGCGUAAUCUUAGAAGAACGAUUUGGUGACCAAGUUUAUCCCCGGUUACAACUAGGAGGCUACCAGUUUAAAAUAUUUGCGAUAGCAGCAAGUUCAUUCAAAAACUGCUUUUUGUUAGAUUCAGAUAAUAUACCCUUGCGAAAGAUGGAUAAGAUAUUCUCAAGCGAACUAUACAAGAAUAAGACAAUGAUUACUUGGCCAGACUUUUGGCUUCGAAGUACCAGCCCGCACUAUUAUCAUAACAUCACCAAGACCCCUAUUGGUGAUAAAAGAGUACGAUAUUUUAACGAUUUCUACACGAAUCCAAACGAGUAUUACUACGGAGAUGAGGAUCCCAGAUCAGAAAUACCGUUUCACGAUAGGGAGGGCACGAUACCUGACUGGACCACAGAAAGUGGACAAUUGGUUAUAAAUAAAGAAGUUCAUUUUCCUGCAAUUCUUCUAGGUCUUUUCUACAACUUUAACGGGCCGAUGGGCUUCUACCCUCUUCUCUCCCAAGGUGGAGCCGGAGAGGGAGAUAAAGACACAUUCGUUGCAGCUUCCCAUUACUACAAUCUCCCGUAUUACCAAGUUUAUAAGAACUGUGAGAUGUUGUAUGGCUGGGUUGAUCAUGCCAAUAGUGGAAGAAUUGAACACUCUGCAAUCGUCCAGUACAAUCCCAUCGUGGACUAUGAGAAUCUCCAAAGUGUCAAGGCGAAAGCGGAGAUUAUACUGAAAAACCACGAGCCAGAUUCAAGGAAGAAAAGUUCGAAACCAAAGUCUUACAGCAAAACAAGGCUUUCCACUCAUGUCAAGGGUUCAAUAUACUCAUAUAGACGGCUCUUCAGAGACUCGUUCAAUAAAGCCAACUCUGAUGAAAUGUUCCUACAUUGUCAUACCCCUAAGAUUGAACCUUACAGGAUAAUGGAAGAUGAUUUGACACUUGGGAGGAACAAAGAAGCUAAACAACGAUGGUAUGGAGGACGAAAGAAUAGAGUGCGGUUUGGAUAUGAUGUGGAACUUUACAUCUGGGAGCUAAUUGACCAAUAUAUCUGUGACAAGAAUAUCCAAUACAAAAUUUUUGAAGGUAAGGACAGAGAUGCUCUUUGUGGGAGUUUCAUGAGGGAACAGUUGGGAUUUUUACGCUCCACGGGGGAUUAG